Angiostrongylus costaricensis is the source of this 96-nucleotide messenger RNA. Lineage: Eukaryota; Metazoa; Nematoda; Chromadorea; Rhabditida; Metastrongylidae. The record is from the annotation of a GenBank genome assembly.
AUGGUCGAGCUGGGAAGCAAGAGUCCGUUCGGGCAGUCCUUCAACAACAGCGUCUUCAUUCUGCCAGCGAUCGUUGUCGUCCUCAUAGUCGGUUAG